CAGCUGUCCCUCAGUCGGUCGGGAUUUCAGAGCCACGGGAGAAUCACCGGAGCGGGUUUUAGUGAUAAACCAGCACCUUUUUGGGAGACGAUACCUCAUUUUAUGGUUACAUAAACACGCAACGAGCUACUGUAUCCGGGAUUUAACGAUGGAAACUGAACUAUGAGGUGUUGUGACGCUGCAGAAGACUGAGUGAACCAUGGCACAGUUCCCGACCACAUUCGCAGGUCCAGAUGUGUUUCUGAUCUCAGUGGAUGAGAGAGCCAAACAUGAUCAGCAGUUUCACAGCCUCUCUCCGACCGCCGGAGGUUACAUCACAGGUGACCAGGCCAGGAACUUUUUCCUCCAAUCAGGGCUGCCGCCGCCCAUCCUGGCCCAAAUAUGGGCUCUGGCCGAUAUGAACAGCGAUGGCCGGAUGGACAUCCACGAGUUCUCCAUCGCCAUGAAGCUGAUCAAACUGAAGCUCCAGGGUCACCCUCUGCCCCCGUCGCUGCCUCCCAGUAUGAAACAACCCCCACUGCCUUUACCCCCACAGAGCGGCUUCGGCCUGCCCCCCAUGGCUCCCCUUCCAACCGCUCUGCCCGGCGUGCCUCCUCUCCCCCUGCCUCCUCUACCCGUCGGGGUGUCUCCCCCUCUCGUCUCGUCGGCGCCGCCACCCCUCCCGCCGCCCAUCGCCAACGGAGCUCCGCCCACCGGCAUGAUGCAGCCGAUCUCAGGCUUCUCCCACCCAGCUCCUUCUGUCAACAAGUCGUCUUCGUUUAAUCGUUCCAGCUCCAAGCUGCAGAAGGGCUCGUCCUUCGAUGCUGCUGGCGCCCAGCCGCCCUCUGACUGGGCGGUUCCUCAGUCCUCCCGGCUGAAGUACAGGCAGCUUUUUAACUCCCACGACAAGAUGAUGAGUGGACACCUCACCGGUCCGCAGGCUCGAACCAUCCUGAUGCAGUCCAGUCUUCCCCAAAGCCAGCUGGCCUCCAUAUGGAGCCUGUCGGACAUCGACCAGGACGGAAAGCUAACAGCUGAGGAGUUCAUCCUGGCUAUGCACCUCAUAGAUAUGGCGAUGUCGGGGUUACCGCUGCCCCCCGUGUUACCACCAGAUUACCUCCCACCUACGUUCAGGCGCGUUCGAAGCGACAGCGUUCAGUCGGACCAGAAGAGCGUCCAGGAGGAGGCGGAGGAGGAGACUGAGAGCAACCAGGACAAGAAACUACCAGUGACGUUUGAGGACAAGAAGAGGGAGAACUUUGAGCGAGGAAACCUGGAGCUGGAGAAGAGACGUCAGGCUUUGCAGGAGCAGCAGAGGAAAGAGCAGGAGAGGCUGGCUGCACUGGAGAGAGAGGAACAGGAGAGGAAGGAGCGCGAGCGUCUGGAGCAGGAGAGGAGGCGACAGCAGGAGCUAGAAAAACAACUGGAGAAACAAAGAGAGCUGGAGAGGCAGCGAGAAGAGGAGCGACGCAAAGAGAUCGAGAGGAGAGAGGCUGCCAAGCGGGAGUUGGAGCGCCAGCGUCAGUUGGAGUGGGAGCGUCAGCGUCGCCAGGAGCUUCUGACUCAACGAAACCGGGAGCAGGAGAGCAUAGUGCUGCUAAAGGCCAGGAAGAAGACCCUGGAGUUUGAACUGGAGGCCCUGAACGACAAGAAGACCCAGCUGGAGGGUAAACUGAAGGAUGUUCGCUUUCGCCUGUCGGCUCAGCGGAGGGAGGUGGAACAAACCAACCAGACCAGAGAAACACGCAUCGCUGAAAUCACGCUGCUACAACAGCAGCUGCAGGACUCCCAGCAGUGGCUGGGGAGGCUGAUUCCUGACAAACAGAGUCUCAACGAUCAGCUGAAGCAGGUCCAACAGAACAGUCUGCACCGUGACAGUUUGUCGUCGCUGCAGAAGGCCGUCGAGCAGAAGGAGUCGAGCAGACAGCAGCUCAGAGAGCAGCUCGACGCCGUGGAGAGGGAGACGAGGGCCAAACUCCUGGAAAUAGACGCUUUCAACACCCAGCUGAAGGAGCUGAGGGAGAUCCACAGCCGGCAGCAGCGGCAGAAACAGAAGGAGCUGGAGGGCGACACGCACACACUGACGCACACACACCCUCACAUACACCCUCCCAUCGACAGGAAGUCGGCCGAGCUGCAGGAGAGCAGGUUGUCGUCGGACGAAGGCGUCGCCUGGAGGGAUGAAGCAGGAAGUUCUGCUCCCAAAGCUCCCAGCCCGCCCUCCGUCUCCGCCCCCCACGCCUGGUUGAACAGAGUGACCCAGGAGGAGGAGGAGAGGAAGAGGAGAGGCAUGGAGGACGAGGAGGAGGGCAGGAAGGCGGCAGGGUCCAUAGAGGACAAGGAGGAUGAGGGCAGAGGCAAGAAGGACAUGCAAGAUAAACUAAACAAGCUGUUCAGCCAGCCGGCCGACCCCUGGGCUUCAGCAGCAGUAGAAAAGACUCCGGUUCCCAGCCUGUUCGACCAGAAGGCUUCGGCCGGCAGCUUCGAGCAGCAGCAGCAGCAGCAGCAGCAGCCGGUGAAGGUGGUUUACUACCGAGCUCUGUACCCGUUCGACGCUCGCAGCCACGACGAGAUCAGCAUCGCUCCCGGAGACGUAAUCAUGGUGGAUGAGUCCCAGACAGGUGAGCCCGGCUGGCUGGGAGGUGAGCUCAGAGGGAGGACCGGUUGGUUUCCGGCCAACUACGCAGAGCGGAUACCGGACAGCGAAGCGCCAAUCAGCCUGCGAGCCACCGCCUCGGCCACGCCCACCUCAGCCCAGCAGCCAAUGACGACGCCUCCUCCAGCACCAGGACACACCUCCUCCUCCACGUCGUCUGCAAACAGCAACUGGGCCGACUUCAGCACUACAUGGCCGUCGAACACAGCCAGCCAAUCAGACAGCGAGGGGUGGGACGCCUGGCCGACGUCUUCGACCAGUCAGAAUCCGUCUCUGAGCGUCCCCUCGGCGCAGCUACGGCAACGCUCCGCCUUCACGCCCGCUACCAUGACGACGGGUUCCUCUCCGUCUCCUGUACUGGGACAGGGAGAGAAGGUGGAAGGUCUUCAGGCUCAGGCUUUGUAUCCCUGGAGAGCCAAGAAGGACAACCACCUCAACUUCAACAAGAAUGAGAUAAUCACAGUGUUGGAGCAGCAGGACAUGUGGUGGUUGGGCGAACUGCAGACCGGACAGAGAGGCUGGUUCCCCAAAAGUUACGUUAAACUCAUCUCAGCCACGAUGACGGUGGCGCCUCCCGGUGCAGCAACGCGCAGCAAAAACACGAGUGAAUCUGGAGUUUCAGAGAGCCCCCCCAAUGGAAAGCGUCCCUCCCCCUCCCCAACGAAACCCUCCGACUCCGGAGAAGAAUACGUCGCCAUGUACACCUACGAGAGCAGCGAACAGGGAGACCUGAGCUUCCAGCAGGGCGACGUCGUCAUGGUGACCAGGAAAGAAGGGGAUUGGUGGACGGGGAUGGUCGGUGGGAAGACCGGCGUCUUCCCGUCCAACUACGUCAAACCACGAGACUCAGCGUCGGAGUCUCUGGGACCAGCAGGGAAGACGGGCAGCCUCGGGAAGAAGCCAGAGAUCGCCCAGGUGAUCGCCCCCUACAGUGCGACGGGAGCAGAGCAGCUGACGUUGGCUCCAGGACAGCUGAUCCUCAUCAGGAAAAAGAACCCUGGCGGCUGGUGGGAGGGCGAGCUGCAGGCUCGAGGGAAGAAGCGUCAGAUCGGUUGGUUUCCAGCCAAUUACGUGAAGCUGCUUAGCCCCAGCACCAGCAAGACAACGCCCACAGAGCCAACGCCUCCUAAACUGGCUCCUGCCAGCACAGCUCUGUGCCAGGUGAUUGGCAUGUACGACUACGUGGCGCAGAACGACGACGAGCUGGCCUUCCAGAAGGGCCAGGUGAUCACCGUGCUCAACAAGGACGACUGUGAUUGGUGGAAGGGGGAGCUGAACGGGAGGGAGGGGCUGUUUCCGAGCAACUACGUCAAGCUCACCACAGACACCGACCCGAGCACGCAGUGAUCAUAUCAUUACCCAGAACCCCCCUCUCCUCAAAGCCCUCAAAGAGACCCACUAGGCCACGCCCACUAGGCCACUCAACCAAUGGGACAGCAGCAAGAGGUCACAUGACCCGGAAAUGGCGCCUCUCCACCAGUAGAAGCCAGAGAGAGAGAGAGACAGACAGACACACAGACAGACUGUAACGUUAAGAGCAGAACUCUGUCUAUGCAUGGCUCUGACUGGACUUGGCCAAACUCUGUUUAUCUAAGGCUCUGGCUCCAGACAGGAGGGAGAUCAGUAGUCAGGACUCCUCUCCUCCUCCUCUUCCUCCUCCACUCUCCUCCUCCUCCUCCUCCUCUUCUUCUUCUUCUUCUACUACUGUUCUCCUCUUCUUCCUCUUCCUCUUCUGCUCCUCUUCUACCUGCUCCGAGGUGUUUAGACGAGGAGUGAAGGGAGAAAGGAGGAGACUGAAGGAGACUAUUGAGCUCCUUCCCUCCGACAUUGGACUGAUGCUUUGACUGGAUCACAGUGACUGUAAACACACACAAACACACACACCUUAACCGCAAACACACACACACACACACACACACACACACACACUUUAACCAGCCCUGUGCUCGCGUGGUAAAGUGGAUAGUGGGUCAUUUUGUGGCUUUAAGGGAGAUUCUGUCAUUAGAAUCGGCUCAUCCCCUUCCUCCCUCCUUCCAUUUUUUAUUUUUAUUUUUUAUUUUUUAACCUCGCUCCCAUUGGUUCAGCAGCUUCUCUUCCCACCCGUCAGUCAAAAAGCGCUGGCUCCGCCCCCUACCCCUCACUAACUCCUCCCCCUCCCACAGCUUCACAGAAAGACCCACUAUCUGCUGGAGGACACGUCUCAAUGUUUGCCCUCGUCGCCUUUUUUUCUCCACCUCUGCUCUCCUCAAAGCCAAAGACUUUUCCUCUACUUCCUGCUUCCUUCCUCGUUUUUUUUUCCCCCCCGCGAAGGAGAUGAAGGAGAGGAGGCGAGGCAGUAUUGAGAUGCGUCCCGCAGCAGCUAAAGGCUACGCCGCAGCCCCGUCGACGCUGCCGCCCUUCUUUCGUUUUUCCUCCUCCCGCCUCGCUUUUCUAGGGCAGGAGGCGAGAAGGCGUAGAGAGCUGCCACUGCUUUAGCGUAGCGGCUAACCAAACCACACAACACGGUACAAAACACACACACACACACGGUUUUUACCCACAGUAGGUCUGAAUAUGUAUUAACUUUAAAGCUCCGUUUCAUCUUCUGUUGUUUUUGUUUUGUUUUUUGUUUGUUUACAUGUUGUUUUAUCUGUUGCUAUGGUGACGGGAUGCGCUACCGAGGGUCAGACCAAGAUUCAGUACCAAAAACACAAACCACAACGUAGGGGUGGAACGAUUUGAAUCAUUCCAGUUUAAAGUUUGACGUUUUGGGGCGAAUUAACCCUGGUUAGCUUAGCUUAGCAUUAAGUCUGGAAGCAUUAAAUGGAUCACACUAGCAUGUUUAGCGUGACUAGCGCACAGAUAUCGAACUUGUCGCUCGUUUGCUAAGAAAAUAAAGAGUUUAUUCCCCCAAAAUGUCAAACUAUUCCUUUAAAUAGUUCCGCUUUUUUUGUCUAACUUCACAGACGGGUGAAAUGUGAACUUUUUCCACAUCGCGACGCACCUUGGAGGCUUUUUUUUGUUUAGCUCAUCUGCGAUGUUCUUCAUCGCGCUGCACUUGCAACCUUGCACAAUCUUUUCACCCCUACAACGCGCUGCCGUGAAUUCAGACAUUUUUAAACCAGAGUUUAAACCAGAACUUCCCAACUGAGGCUCCAGCGGCUGAAUCUUUAUAAUAAAUCUGAUUUUUUUUUUUUAGCAGCAGCUUCGUGUGCGUCUUUGCCUUUCCCUCCGUUUGUUCCCAUAGCAACAGACCAGUAUUGUAGGGGUUGCCAUAUCAGAUUUGUAUUGUUUUGUUGUUGUUUAUUCAGAUGACAGUAUUGUGAUUUUAAUGUUUACCCUCGGAAACACAAAACAAAAAAAACCCAACGAGACAAUUAUCGAUCUUUUUAUACAACAAGCAAUAGAGUUGUUAUUGUUAUGGAUAAUAUUAUUAACCUGCUUGGAUCCCAUUGGCUCCUCGGCGUGUCAGUAUUGGAGGUGAAGCGCUCUGAUUGGUGGACGAGUCGAGACCGUCGGCAUUUUUUUUCUUUUUUUUGUUUGUUUGUUUUAAAUAAACUUGGUUCGUUUUUGGGAGCGAUGUUUUAAACCGACUCCAGCGUUCGGGGUCGGAGUUUUUUUGUCAGUUUGGUUGCCGACGGUCGAGACUCGUCGCAGUCGGAGGAUUUUAGUUGAGAACAAAGACCAGAACUCGACCAGAACCACGUUUUACGUCACACAAACUCAAACCUAUCAUCCUGUUACCGCGUUCUGCCACCUGCAGGCGGUUUCAUCCCCGUUUCAGGUGGAAGAAUCACACGCUUCUUGUUUUUGUUUUCCUUCACAUUUUACCAUUUUUAACAGAACACUUGUUGCUCAGGAACGUGGCUCUGCUCCAGUCUGGUCUGUUUAUAAAGAUAAUAAAGCUCUGUAUGAUCUGUACUUAAUCUAAUGAGAGGUAACGGUCGCUGCUUCGUGUGGGAAUAAGUAGCGACUCUGAUGAUGGGACGAAUGGAUGAGCAGCCAAGCCAAAUGCACCCAGAAUGCACUUGGUGUCAGUGAAUCGAUGAAUGAGUGACGAAUGGAGUGAUUUUAUGGACGCGUGGAAACACACACACACAGGCGUGAAUGAGCGAGUGAAUGAACUGUACAGAAUGUUAGCGUAGCGCCGUUAGCAGAAAUGUGUCCCGAGGUUUUAUUGGUGGAGAUUUUUGGUGAAGCGGUGAAUCUGACUGGUCCUGAUGAUUAAACGCUCUGAGACAGAC
Stegastes partitus (bicolor damselfish) is the source of this 6858-nucleotide messenger RNA. It is a transcript of the gene itsn1, whose product is annotated as intersectin 1 (SH3 domain protein). Gene Ontology annotation, molecular function: protein binding; molecular adaptor activity; calcium ion binding. Gene Ontology annotation, biological process: clathrin-dependent synaptic vesicle endocytosis; endosomal transport; intracellular signal transduction. Gene Ontology annotation, cellular component: cytoplasm; plasma membrane; presynaptic membrane. The record is from RefSeq and is a predicted model, not a curated record. Bases 200 to 3982 code for a protein of 1260 amino acids. Lineage: Eukaryota; Metazoa; Chordata; Actinopteri; Pomacentridae. The transcript is spliced from 31 exons.